AUGCGCCCGAUCACACCAGCGACCCUCAGCUGGCUUCGCGCAGCUACCGAUGCAGCGUUUCCGAGCAGCGCGCUGGCUUCCCAACCGCACCGUCAGGCGUGUAGAAGCAAAUCCUACUGCAGUUGGAACAAGCAUCAUAGCAACCACUUAGCAUCUCGCGGACGGCACUUCUCCACAACUCACACUCAACGGGCAGAAGCCGCUUCGCCGCCGCAAACUCAUUACCACUUCUUCCCUCGCUCUUUGCCGUCAGGGCCCCCACCACAAGGCGCAUUCGCUGUCGACCUUAACCAGCUGAAGCGGGAAUUUCUUCAGCUGCAGGCUCAAGCGCACCCGGACCGGCACUCCCAAGGAAACAAGCGCAAGGCGGAGGCCAUGUCUGCGCGCAUCAACGAGGCGUACAAGACGCUGGAGGACCCGCUCUUGAGAGCGCAAUAUCUACUGAGUCUACGCGGUAUAGAUGUGGCGGAAGAUGAGAGCGCGAAGGUGGAGGAUCCGGAGUUGCUGAUGGAGGUGCUGGAGGCGAGGGAGGAUAUUGAGGCUGCGGAGUCGGAUGACGAGAUCAGAGCGAUGAAGAAGGUUAAUAGCCAGAGGAUUGAGGAGAGCGUGCGCAUGCUGGAAGAUGCGUUCAUGAGGGACGAUAUGGACUCGGCCAAAUCGGAGGCGGUCAAGCUGAGGUAUUGGAUCAACAUCAAGCAGAGCUUGGAUGAUUGGGAGCCGGGGAAGCCGGUUGUCCUAAUUCAUUGA
This is a messenger RNA of Coniosporium apollinis CBS 100218, 747 nucleotides long. RefSeq lists its product as uncharacterized. The coding region runs from base 1 to 747 and encodes 248 amino acids. The transcript has a single exon. Gene Ontology annotation, molecular function: ATPase activator activity; protein-folding chaperone binding. Gene Ontology annotation, biological process: [2Fe-2S] cluster assembly; protein complex oligomerization. Lineage: Eukaryota; Fungi; Ascomycota; Dothideomycetes. The record is from RefSeq and is a predicted model, not a curated record. Gene Ontology annotation, cellular component: mitochondrion.